This is a messenger RNA of Hippoglossus stenolepis (Pacific halibut), 5011 nucleotides long. RefSeq lists its product as uncharacterized. Gene Ontology annotation, molecular function: telomeric repeat DNA binding. Gene Ontology annotation, biological process: regulation of telomere maintenance via telomere lengthening; telomere capping. Gene Ontology annotation, cellular component: shelterin complex. Bases 235 to 4122 code for a protein of 1295 amino acids. NCBI's taxonomy places the organism in Eukaryota, Metazoa, Chordata, Actinopteri, Pleuronectiformes, Pleuronectidae. The record is from RefSeq and is a predicted model, not a curated record. The transcript has 24 exons.
UCUCGAUCUGGACUGAGGCGGAUGAGACCAGAAACCUUUGUUCUCCUCCUUCUUCCUCACAAACACGAUCAAUGCUGCCACACGAGCCGCGACCUGCGUUUUCCCAACGGCGCCAAUUAGCAGAAGCUCACUAAUAAGCGCCAUUUUUUUCCAUAAGCAUAUUUAUAUCUUUGUGAUCGGGAUCGCUGCAGCCGGAGGUCCGCUCGGGUUUUUUCCUCCCCCGUCAGCUGCUCGAUGGAAACAAAACGAGGAACUGAAAGUGGAAUCAGUCGAGGUGAUGAUCUCCCGUUCCGUUACCUCCGCCUCUUGGCUCCUCCCUUGCAGCUUCUGUCGGCUGCAGUGUGGCAGGUCGUGCAGCAGGGACUCGUGGAUCACUACGGGAUGCUGGAGGAGUUUGUUACCAUGGUGACGGAGCUGGUCCCCGAGCUGAUGAGCUACAGUCAGAGGGCUCAGCUCGUCCUGGGACUCAGGGCCAGGCUGGUUCUGGAGAUGUGUCGAGGCGAGCACCCGGCGGACAUGCAGACCAUCCAGCCUCACCUGGACAGAAUCAAAGCUCCUGUCAGCACGGCCAAGGAUCACCAUGUGACCAUCAACCAGGUGGAAGAGUCUGAGGUGAACUUUGUGGAGUUGGUGCACUCGUUACUGGAGGACCCGUCUGAAAGAAAAUAUUUUUUCGAGGAAAUCUUCCCCGUGUAUUUUGGGCCAAAGUACGACGCAGCACUGGAGAUGCUGGUGUGGGAAUUUAUAUCGAGACUGGACGAGCUGCUGCCAGUUCCAGAUUUCACACAGUUGGCAGCUCUGCUCGGAGACGCUCCGUCAUUCCUCGACGAAUGUUUACAAUCCUUCUUCCCCCCUGAGGACAUGAAGGCUGUGCUGGAACACCACAGAAACCUCGGCCACUUUGAGGAGAAAGAUCCUCGAUUGUUACCGAUGGACGACUGCAUCCUCUCCUCCCUGUCGCUACCUCCUGGGGCCAAACCUGCCACCAACGCCACCUCCUCCUCGCCUCCUCUCAAAGACUCGGCCUCUCCACAGCACAAAGGGCGUCUGGAAUCUCCCAUCGGCGGCAGCAGCCUGGAGCUGGCGUGCAGGAGGAGCUCUGACACAAUCAGACAAAGCCUCAUGGAGACAAAGGACUCCGGCAGUUGGCAGCAGCAGGUUCGAGGCGGCGGCAGCUCUCAGGAGAGGAAGGUGCAGAACUCAAUUAGCGCGCGGCCAUGUGACGAAACCAUAGACCUCACCGCACCUAACGAGAGCGGCGACGCAGACUCGGCGGCCAAUGGGGACGGCCAAAGCUUGAGAGGAGGGAGGGUUCUCAGGAAGAGGAAGCUGAGCGGUGGUGUGGACAUUCCCGCAAAGCUGCCUGUGGACUUCCCGGCUUUUUUUGAUUCCUCGUUGGAUGAUGAGAAUUCAGGUGAAUCUCCUCUCAUCUCGAUAUUGGGAGAAUACACAGACUCUCAGGAAGGUUCUUUCCCGGUCGUAAUGGACACAAAGGUUCCCUGGUCGGACGAGGAGACGCUGCACCUGCUCGACAUCUGGGGGAAGGACUCGGUGCAGCGGGCACUGAAGGGCUGCUUCAAAAACCGCCAUAUAUUCACGCAGAUCGCACACAAGAUGGCGGAGAGGGGCUACAUGAGAACGGUGGAACAGUGCCAGACGAGGAUCAAACGACUGAAGAAAUGUUUCCGUCAGAACAAAGGAAACUCAAAGCUGGAACAUAAAUUUUACGAGCGGCUGGAGUGCAUCCUCCGCUCCUCCAUUCCUUCAGCUCUUCCUGAAGUCACCUACGACGUGGAGGAGGUCCCUGAUGAGGACGACGCCGACGACGACCUGCAGUUUCUAGGGCACACGAGCCGUCAGGAAAUAGGUACUCGAAGCGUCCCGUGGACAGACAUGGAGUCGUUGACCCUCAUACACACGUGGGGUGAUGACCAGAUGCAGCAGGAGCUGAGGGGGAUGCACAGGACCGGACACAUAUUUUCCAUCAUCUCCAACAAGAUGGCGACUCAGGGCUUCUCCCGGACGCCGGAGCAGUGCCAGACGAGGCUAAAGAGGGUGAAAUCAAACUUCAGGCAAUGCUACCAAAACAACUUGAAAGGACAGGGGCAUGUUGAGUGCAAGUUUUACAACGAACUGGGGAGAAUUUUAGUGAAGGACUUUGCUCCAGCGGUGCAGAUGGAUGAAAUCCCAGGAGAGCUCGAAGACAACGACUUCUCGGCCUACUCCCACCAUGAGACCGAGUCUGUUGUGGGGGUUCAAGAAGACAGGAAGAAAGUGGCCUGGUCGGACAAAGAGACAGUCAUCCUUCUGGAGAUAUGGGGGGACCCGGAGGUCCAGCAGUGUCUGGGACGUUACCCACACAACGGCCACAUCUUUACACAAAUAUCAGAGAAACUCUUAGCCAACGGUUACUCCCGCAGCGCAGACCAGUGCCACACCCGCAUCAAACGGCUCAAAUCAAACUAUCGCCAGGCUCAAGAAAACAUGAGCUCAUCUGGGACAGAUCGAGUCGAUUUCAAAUUCUACGACCUGCUGGAACAAAUCCUGGACAAGCAGCCGUCGACAUCUUCCACUGUGAUACCUGACUCCAUCGAAAUAUCAGAGGACUCCAACAGUGAAUCAGUGACGGAAACAGAAGGAGAAAUCAGCUUGUCGACAGAAAAGCCAGCGUCCGGAACGUGGACAGACGAGGAGACGCUGUCGCUCAUCAAUAUCUGGGGCGAGGUGGACGUUCAGAGGACGCUGAGGGGGUUCGUCCACAACGGACACGUGUAUGCCGACAUUUCGGGGAGAAUGCAGGAGCUCGGUUUUUCCAAGACCUCGGAGCAGUGCCGCUGGAAAGUCAAGGCCCUGAGGAACAACUUUCGACAGUGCUACGACAGAAAGAAAUGUGGGAGACGAGUGGAUUACAGAUUCUACAACCAGCUGGAACAAAUACUGGGCCAGGAGGCAGUUUCUAUGGAUGAUUAUGAUGAACGAGAGGAACAAGCCGAUCCGGAGCCAGGGAUAGAUGGUGUGAACACAGUGUGGACGGAGCAGGAGACAGUCGCUCUCGUUGAGGUGUGGGCCGCAGAUGAUGUGCAGCACAGCCUGAAAACCUGCGUACGCAACGGCCACAUAUUCGCUGACAUAUCGGAGAAAAUGACCUCAAUUGGAUUCCCGAGGACGGCGGAUCAGUGCCACUCCCGGAUCAAACGGCUGAAGAAGACUUACAGACGCUACUGCAACAGUCGGAGGAGCGGAGGACGCCCCGCGGCGUUUCGAUACUUCCAUCUUCUGGCUCCGGUGCUUGGUGACAACACUGUUGUGCCAGACAUGGACAGUUCUGCUGCUGACGCCACCUUACAGCCCUUUAUGGACAAGGAUCCUGACUUGUACGAGCAGCCCUCCACCAGCCACCUGCUGGCUGACCUGAGCAGGAAGAUGCCCUGGUCGGACCAGGAGACGCGCACCCUGCUGGAGAUCUGGGGGGAAGACAGCGUCCAGCUCACGCUAAGGGGCUGCCUGAAAAACCGCCACGUGUUUGAGUACGUCUCCGAGAAGAUGGGCAACCGAGGAUUCAUCAGGACCUCGGAGCAGUGCUACACCCGCAUCAAACGCCUCAAGCAUGGCUUCCUGCAUGAGAAGGAGGAUUAUAAGUUCUUCAAUGAGAUGGAGCAAAUCUUCAGGAAGGAGCUGAAAGUCGACGGCUCAGUCGCAGACACGUCGGCCACAGAGGAGGCGGACGACAUUGCACCUGAACCGAGCCAAAACAAAGCCGCCUCCAGUAACCAGUGGGUGGUUGACAGCGCUAAGCUGGCCUGGAGCGACGGGGAGACCGAGGCCCUGCUGGACAUCUGGGGGAGCGAGGAGAUCCAGGAGAACCUGAAGGGCUGCACCAAGAACAAACACAUCUUCAUCCAGAUCGCUCAGGUCAUGGCGGGCCAAGGUUACCUGCGCAGUCCGGAGCAGUGCCAGACCAGGAUCAAGAGGCUGCGCGCCAACUUCCGACACUUCCUAGAAGGCAGAAAAGGGGAGAAGCAGGAGUGCAAGUACUUUGACCAGUUGGUGCAUAUAUUCGGCAGCAAGUACGUAACGACCUCCGACCCCCUGGCUGAAGAAGCCGAUACUGCAGAGUCAUGAGGCUGUCGAACAUCAUGAGGACGACACAGCAGAAGCAAAACAAAGACACAUUCAGAGGAGAAAAACUCACAAGGACAUUAAACCAGAAUCUGUGAUAUGUUCCGCAUGUGUGUGUGUGUGUGUGUGUGUGUGUGUGUGUGUGUGUGUGUGUGUGUGUGUGUGUGUGUGUGUGUGUGUGUGUGUGUGUGUGUGUGUGUGUGUGUGUGUGUGUGUGUGUACAGAUGACAGAGCAGAGUCUGACCAGGCUCACUGGAAUUUACUUUUUGCCUCUGUAUAUAUAUAUACUUAAAAUACUUUUACAUUCUUCAGAUACAAAGACCUACUUUAGGGUGUUGUGUGCGUGUGUGUACGUGUGUAUGUGUGUGUAUAUGCGUUUGUGUGUUUGUGUGUGUGUGUGCGUCCCUUGACUAGAGUGUAAUGUGAUUUUUAACUUGAGAGCCAUGCCACUAAGACCAGGAUGCUCAGGGUUUGAUGGGACAAUAGUAGAAAUAUCUGAUCUUGAUGGUGAAAGUCUGAAACUAAGUUGUCUUUUCUAAUAUUUAAUUCUUUUGUACUUGAAUUUAAAGAGAGUGAAUCAAAGCACAUGCAAAAUGAAAGACACGCAAGGCCUCUAUCACUGUAACCACAGCCUACAUUCGCUUUUUCUUUCCUGCCUCACUUGUUAAAUAUUCUGUCUUUGCACUUAUUUGUAAAUGUUUGAAAUCUGAAAGCUGAAAGUUUAAAUUCUUUAAGUUAAUUUUUUUGUGGGUGAGAAUUUAUUUAUUUAAAGGUACUGUUUACAUGUGUGUUCCAAAGUUUUCUAAUUUACUUUGAAUAUGUUUUUCCUUUAACAUUUUUUUCAUAAAUACGUAGAGUUUGUUGCAUUCAUUAAAAGAAACUUGAAAUGUGA